UUCCAUGAAUCAAAUAGUAUAAUACCAUUCCACUUGAAUAUACAAAAGCUAUUUGAGUAAGCCUCUGGCCAGACCAGCGCAGGGGAAGCAAAGACACGUGAAUCCAGGCGACGCAAUAUUACCGGUUCACUCCAUGACGUAAAGGCAUCAGUUUACGCAAAUCAGUCCAACUACUUUCAUUAAUGAAAGAUGUUCAAAAUACAUUAUAUAGACUCUCUCUAACCAUUUACCAUUUACUCAAACUUGGCUGGAGAAUGGCAUUGGCUUACUCCACCCUAACCUACUGGCUCGUGAACCACCCCUACAUCGCCAACUUCACGUGGACCGAAGGUGAAACCUUCGGCUCCACCGUGUUCUUUGUAGCCGUUGUAGUCUCCCUUUACCUCUCCGCAACAUUCCUCCUCCGACAUGCCGUCGUUUCACUCCCCUCACUCGGUUCCAAAAUUCUCAAACCAAUCACAGCCGUUCACAGCCUCGUCCUCUGCCUCCUCUCUCUUAUCAUGGCCGUUGGUUGCACUCUCUCCGUAACCUCAGACCCCACAAUGCGCCUUUUCCACACGAUUUGUUUUCCCCUCGACGUGAAACCUAAAGGACCGCUCUUCUUCUGGGGUCAAGUCUUCUACCUAUCCAAGAUCCUCGAGUUCGGAGACACGCUCCUCAUCAUACUCGGCAAGUCAUUCCAACGGCUCUCGUUCCUCCAUGUGUACCACCAUGCAACGGUUGUGAUCUUGUGCUUCACCUGGCUCCGAACCCGCCAGUCGAUGUUUCCUGUCGCGCUUGUGACGAACUCGUUGGUUCAUGUCGUCAUGUACGGUUACUACUUCCUUUGUGCCGUUGGACGGAGACCGAGGUGGAAGAGGUUUGUGACGGAGUUUCAGAUUGUGCAGUUUGUUUUCGGGUUCGUGUUAUCAGGUUGGAUGUUUCCGGAGCAUUAUUACGGGUCGGGUUGCUCCGGGGUUUGGACAAUAUAUUUCAUGGGUGCGUUUAAUGGGUCUCUCUUGGUUCUCUUCUUCAACUUCCGCUCCAAGAACUAUGCUAACAAGAAACAAUUAGAUAAUUAUUUUCCAAAGGAAACGAUUAAACUGGCUUAAAUUGUUGAAUAUUAUGUAUUGU
Brassica napus (rape) is the source of this 1113-nucleotide messenger RNA. Its product is annotated as elongation of fatty acids protein 3-like. Gene Ontology annotation, cellular component: endoplasmic reticulum membrane. NCBI's taxonomy places the organism in Eukaryota, Viridiplantae, Streptophyta, Magnoliopsida, Brassicales, Brassicaceae. The transcript has a single exon. Gene Ontology annotation, molecular function: fatty acid elongase activity. Gene Ontology annotation, biological process: very long-chain fatty acid biosynthetic process; fatty acid elongation, monounsaturated fatty acid; sphingolipid biosynthetic process. Bases 183 to 1091 code for a protein of 302 amino acids. The record is from RefSeq and is a predicted model, not a curated record.